GGAAACAGGAAAGAGUGACCAUAUGGAAGACGUGCACAUAGAGGGCUUUCACGGGAGAAACAGGGUUAAAGACUUAGAUCACGGCUGGGCCUGGGUGGCCUUACUGGCAGGCUUCAUAUCUAUGGCGUUCACGGGUGGAUGUCUGACGGCCGUGGGUAUCAUACAUCUCUACCUACUCCAGGCAUUCGAGGAGAGCGACGCCAAAACGGCCUGGGUCGGAGCAAUGUUUUCGGGUUUACAGAUGCUGGCAGGUCCUAUAGCUGGUGCGAUAAGCAGCAAUUGGAGUUGUCGAACUUCAAUAUUUAUAGGGGGCUUUUUAGGACCGGGGGCUCUAGCUAUAGGAUCACAGACAAGCAGCCUUGGCAUGACUUUCCUCACAAUCGGCAUUUUGGCAGAGCCUCCGCUGUACGUGCCUAUCUCCGUGGACUUGGUAGGCUUGGGGAAUCUAAAUAUGGCCUUGGGCCUUGAGAUGUUUGGCAUAGGUGUCGGGUUCAUCGUUGGACCUCCAUUAGCAGCCUGGGUUCGACAGAUAUCUAACGACUACAAGUAUUCUGUUUACUUAGCAGACGGCAAAAAGGCCUCUCAUCCUCAAGACUAUGAGAAAGCCAGCGAAACUCGUCUCUGA
Messenger RNA from Liolophura sinensis, 625 nucleotides. Its product is annotated as monocarboxylate transporter 9-like. Lineage: Eukaryota; Metazoa; Mollusca; Polyplacophora; Chitonida; Chitonidae. The record is from RefSeq and is a predicted model, not a curated record. The coding region runs from base 23 to 625 and encodes 200 amino acids. The transcript has 6 exons.